AUGAUUCAAGGGUCACUAACCUAUAAUGCAUUACAAUUUAUUAUUUCGCAGUAUGCAACUUGUAUGUUUUUAUUUUUUCGAGGAACAGGUGCUUAGUUCGUCGCUAUAUAGGGACUUUACAUGCAGUCAAAGAGAAUUCACUAGAAUUUGAGUAUACAAGAUACAUGUAACUAACACGAAUAAACCUCUCGUCUGAUUCAAUUACAAGGCAAAAGAUUCAUACGAGACUCUGAUAUUUAUCAAUCUUAAAUCUUGUAGAAGAUCGUCGCAAUGUCUCGCGUUUAACAUUACAGAUCCCGGGAAAGGGAGAGUUAAAUGGAUGAGAGAAACAAAAGUAGGAGAAAAAUAUCCAAGCGAGAGCACACGCAAUCUCGCGUCAAUCCACGCGGCACUCGCUCGCUUUCGAACGUGGCGCUGAUUCGUAAUCGCGGUGUCACGUGGUGACCACCCACGUUUCGGCUUGUGGAUAAACAAGAAGAAAAUAUUUGUGCGCGCGAUACAUCGUUACCCGACCGUCACCCGACCGUCACCCGUCAUCGCCGCCCUCGUCUGUUUACUGCCGGUUGUUCUCACUGACGCAGCUUUUGUUGCAUCAUUGUUGCCGGUCGAGCGAAUCGACGACGCUUCGUGUCUCGUGCCUUUACAACCGCGGAAGCGGGAAACGAAUCUCGGAGGAAGUGUCGUCUCUAACCACCACCACCGCCGCCGCCGUUGUCGUCGUCGUCGUCGUCGUUGAGGUCGCAACGAGACUCAAGAGGCAUCUCGCGCGCGCAGUGUGUGUGUGCACGGUACGAGUUACCCGUAUGUGCGUAACGUAACGGACACGCGCGGUGCCGUGUGCGACACACGCUGUUGGGUGUGUGUAUAUGUGUGUGUGUAUCAUCGCGCACGCACGUACGCACUCGAAGGCACUCCGGCGAACCCGCUGCGAAGCAGGAAACGACACACCGGGGCGGCGCGGAGAAAGGAGAGCUCGAGAAAUAGCCGGCCAUAUUUCGCGCGGGUGUAACACCUCGCGUGCGUGUGCAUACACAUCCGCGCCGUGUACGUACUGACACUCUCUCUCUCUCUCUCUCUCUUACAUGCUCGUCUCCCGUCCCGCCUCUGGUGUGUGGUGUACAUUGUAUGCGUGUGUGUGUGCGGUCUCUCGAGCAUCUUUAUCACCGCUCUGAUUUUCUUUCCCCUCUCGGCUUUUUCUUCCUCACGCGCGUCUCGUCCCUCUCCCUCCCUCCUUCCCCUCCCCCCUCCGGCGCUCUAUCUUUGUUUGGUCUCUCAUUCCUCCUGCAUAUCUCAUUUUCUAUCCGUCUCUGUCUCGUGUCGCAUUUUUGUCACCGUCUAUAAUCGUGUAGUAAACGGUACGGUGUCGUACGUUCUUACCGGUCUCUCCGCCGUGAGUUUGUUUUCUGGCGUGUACGCGCGCCUAUUUAUCUAGCGUAUCUUGCCUGUCGAUGUAUCUUUCGAUUUAGCGGUUAUCUAUUUAUCCACAUCCAUCGUUGCGUCCCGCUUCUCGUCUCGCAGGUCUCCCUCUCUCGCGCGCUCGCUCCCUCUCUCUCGCUCCCCACACACGUCCGACUCCGCUGUCUUCCUUUCGUUCCCGUGCUGCUCUUAACUACACUACGGCUCAUCAUUCGCUCGCGGUGCUAUGUCUACGUACUCUCGUACCCAGGAGAGCGACGCGUGGGCUCUUCUGGCGUUGAAGUCGGCACCGGCCAGUCCGACGAAGAUGCAGUGGAACCCAGAGUCGAAGGGCGCGCCGAUAGCGCGGCUCGAGGGCCGCGAGUUCGAGUAUAUGGUUAGGCAGCGGCGCAUUACGAUCGGCCGCAACAGCAGCAAGGGUGAGGUCGACGUCAACAUGGGCCACUCCAGCUUUAUCUCGCGGCGGCACCUCGAGAUCUUCUACGACCACCCGUUCUUCUUCAUGAUGUGCAGCGGCAAGAACGGCGUAUUCGUCGACGGAGUGUUUCAGCGCAAGGGCGCUCCGGCCUUUCAACUGCCACGGACAUGUACAUUCAGAUUUCCAAGUACAACAAUAAGGCUGAUCUUCCAGUCACUUGUGGACGAGCAAGAACAGAGCAACAUUCGCGUACCUUCACCACCGAAACAAAGGGCACCGUUACCACCGUUGCGGAUAAACAUACCUGAUACUGGAUACAGUAGCCCAUUCCCGUCACCCACGGGAACGAUCAGUGCUGCUAACUCCUGCCCGGCCAGUCCGCGGGCCGGUCAGGGUAGACGGAACGUUUCGGCGGACCUGCACAUGGUAGCAGCAUAUGUGGCAGGCAACGCCGCCGCGGCGAAUGAUUCUCAGAAUUCCACUUUGGAGAGGCACAAUAUAGAGAGGCACGAAAGCGGACAGAGCUCAAGCAGGCAGAUGAGUCCCGAGCCCGCGGAGAUGCGUUACCGCGCGGGCAAUAAUUCUGGACCGAACGGUACCGCGCCACACUACAGUCCACCAAAGGACGACUCGAAACCACCCUACUCGUAUGCACAGCUAAUCGUGCAGGCGAUAAUAUCGGCGCCGGAUAGACAACUCACCCUGUCGGGCAUCUAUUCUUAUAUCACCAAGAAUUAUCCGUAUUACAGGACCGCGGAUAAGGGCUGGCAGAACUCCAUUCGACACAAUUUAUCAUUAAAUCGUUACUUCAUCAAGGUGCCCAGAAGCCAGGAGGAGCCGGGCAAAGGCUCAUUCUGGAAAAUAGAUCCUCACUCAGAGACGAAACUCAUUGACCAAGCUUUCCGACGAAGACGACAGCGUGGUGUACCCUGCUUCCGCGCUCCCUUCGGAACAUUAUCAUCGAGGAGUGCGCCAGCCUCGCCGUCUCAUGUCGGGAUCAGCGGAUUGAUGACGCCCGAGUGUCUAAGCAGAGAGGCUUCCCCGGGUCCGGAACCGUAUCCGGACAGUUUGGUACCAUCACCGGCUGGGCAACUCGCGACGAGUCAGUCGGCGCCUGGUUCACCCGGCCAUCCGUACACGUCGACAUCCCAGUCGGCUCACAAAGGACGUCUGAUGCAAGCAAUCGUAACAAAUGGCAUUGGCAGCGAUACCGGAAGAGAAGUAGAAAAAUACCUGCUGCCUGGAAAUACUGUAGAGGACCAUUCUUUAUCUCCGGCUGGUCAGUACAGUCCAGCUCCCGUUAUUGUACAAACAACGUAUAAUUACAGUGGAAAUUUUAUUCCCGAUGCUGGCGUCGGUGGGAUUAACAAACGCGGUCACGAGGAGUCGGACAGCUCGCCAGGUUCACCAGCGCCGCUCGCAAUCGUCGAGAGCCCUGAGCCACCCGAGCAGCCGAUGCAGCCGAAACGUCAACGUAUUCACGAGACGGACGAUCAUUGAAUUGACACAGACUAGUAUCUUGUUACGUAGAACAUUACAUUUACAUUGCAUUAUUUGCCUAUUGUCGAGGAAAACACACGUACACUGCAAACUUCAGUUUAUUUCAACUGUAUAACUGCUUUAGACUGCACAUAAUCGAGAUUGAGCGUCAGUUCUAUUAUCUAAGAAUUAUCAAGAUACCGUGUGCGUUGCGUAUAUGAAUUAGCGAGAGAGAAAAAAAAGCAAGUUGACUUUUGAGAAGCGAGAACGACGAGAGCAGAACACUUCCUGUUCCUCUAGAAUUCGUAUUUCGAUUGUACGUGAUUAUAUCAUCAGUCAAUGUACAUAACAGAAGAUAUAUAUAUAUAUAUAUACAUAUAUAUACAUAUAUAUGUAUACAUACGGAGCUUAUUUGGUCGUGAAUUAUUUCAAAAUAAUAACAAUAGUUACUAUAUUGUGAAACAUCAAAUUGCAAUAAUGUGAUGCGAUAACGUGUGCCAUUCAGCGUUUAGCCGAUUUACUGAAUACGCCAAGAAAGAAAGAAAGAAAAAAAAAGGAAACGCAAAUGGGAUGCAAAUUGAAUACAAGUAAAAGUAUACGAUUGAUUUACGAUCGAUUGAGAUCGACAUUGGUUUUAUUAGCGAAAUGUUUUUCUUUUUGUUUUCACUCUACGACUUGCAUCGACUCGAUCGAAUGCUCCAUACUAAAGAGAGAUGAAACAUAGAAUUUUAUGAUUAUCAGUGUAGAGAGGUGCACUUUAAGCUGUCCACGUUGCAAGCAACGGGGAGACGAAUAAAGAACUUGAUGUGUGUAAGAGAAAAGUUGGGGGGGGGGGGGGAACUUGAUGAGCUUUUUCGAAACGUUGAUGAUUGACGUAUGGUCUCUGCUGGAGAUUGUUACCAGAGCCAGAGGAAACAAAAUAGAGCCUUAUAUUGUUUUUACAUUUAAUUAGCGUAAGGAUUCGCGGUUUCACGAUGUGAGGUGGAACUUCAACUCGAAGUGAGAUGCAAACGGCUGCACACAGAUAUUCAUAUGUUCUAUGAAUUCAAGGAGUUCCCGUGCGCGCGUCGCGUGCGCUGGUCUUUUUCGGAGGGUCUUUCGGAACCCCUACCGAGGAUGUUUGUCCGGAUCUUUGUCAUCCCCGAGUCCACUUGAAUGGCGAUUUUGCGUUACACCAUCUAAUGAUAAUACCUGACGGGUGACCAGACGGAUGGUUCACCUAAUCUUAUCAUCUAAAACAGUCUUCUUAUUUUUGACAUUAUAGAAGAAACUGUUUCAGAUAAAAGGGGUAAAAUUGCUUUCCUUUUUAGCGAGGCCGUUGGUGGAGGGACGCGUUAUCGUUAGUGACGAGACGAUGCCAAACUCGUCGAUUAAUCGUUUCGCGAUCGGUUUACUUCUUUCGUGCAAUCGUAGCUAGUAAUUCGCCGACCGUACCUCUAGAACGUCGGCAUUAGAGGACGACAAAAUAUAAACGUAGACUUAAACGAGAAAGGGGAAUGAACCAUUGGAUGGAUUUGCGUUGUAGGAAGGAUCGGGGAUACACGGUGCAACGGGGGACGAGAUGUGUAUUUUUUGCACCUUCCGCGGGCGCGAGCGUUUAUCUGAAACGUUAUUUUUCUAUAGUUGGAAAUAUAGCAGUAAAAAGAGGUUUUGGAUGAUACUGGUAGAUGGACUACUCUCUGUACAGUGUUGACGUACAUACGUAUCAUGAGUUACGUGUGUUACUAUUAUACAUAUACGUACAUACGUGUGUGGCGAAAAAAAAAAUAUAUAUACAUAUAUAUGUAUAUGUAUGUGCAUAUGUAUGUAUCGCAACAAGAAUCAAUAUGUUUGUAGAUGUGUGCGUGUAUACAUACACCGUCGUUCAAUAUCCUUACACAUGUAUGUGGGCGUAUGUAUAAUAUCGCAAUAAAAUUAAUACUACAUU
Molecule: messenger RNA, 5240 nt
Organism: Ooceraea biroi (clonal raider ant)
Lineage: Eukaryota; Metazoa; Arthropoda; Insecta; Hymenoptera; Formicidae
Gene: FoxK
Product: forkhead box K
Biological process (GO): regulation of transcription by RNA polymerase II
Molecular function (GO): RNA polymerase II cis-regulatory region sequence-specific DNA binding; protein binding; DNA-binding transcription factor activity, RNA polymerase II-specific
Source: RefSeq, a predicted model, not a curated record